Molecule: messenger RNA, 2762 nt
Organism: Anolis sagrei ordinatus
Lineage: Eukaryota; Metazoa; Chordata; Lepidosauria; Squamata; Anolidae
Source: RefSeq, a predicted model, not a curated record
GCCCCCUCGUGACGUAGAAGCCCCGCCCCUUCUUGUGAGGCCUCAGAAGGAAGGCGGGAGAGAGGAGGCGAAGGAGGAGGAGGAGGAGGAGGGCCUGCCUGCCUGGCUGUUUCCCUCAGCGGGGAUGCGCGGGGGCGCGCCGGGAGGGUCUCCGCCUCGUUCUCCCCCUGCGCCUCGGGCCAUGGAGGGGCCCCGCGGGGUAGCGCCGCCGCCGCCGCCGCCGCCGAGGAGACCGGCUCCGGCUCCCCCUCAUCGUGAGGAAGGCCCCUCCGAGCCCCCUCUUCCGUCCUCGUCGCGGCCUCGCCCCUCGUCGUACCGGGCCCUGCGCAGCGCCGUCUCCACCCUGGCCCGCCUGGACGACUUCUUCUGCGAGAAGAUCGGCGCCGGGUUCUUCUCUGAGGUCUUCAAGGUGAGGCACCGCCAGUCGGGGCACAUCAUGGUGCUGAAGAUGAACAAGCUGAUGAGCAACCGGGGCAACAUGCUCCGCGAGGUGCAGCUCAUGAACCGCCUCUCCCACCCCAACAUCCUCCGGUUCAUGGGCGUCUGCGUCCACCAGGGUCAGCUCCACGCCUUGACGGAGUACAUCAAUGGAGGGAACCUGGAGCAGCUGCUGGACAGCCCCACACCGCUGCCCUGGCCGGUCCGCAUCAAGCUGGCGCUGGACAUUGCCCGCGGCCUCCGCUACCUGCACAGCAAAGGCAUCUUCCACCGGGACCUCACCUCCAAGAAUUGUCUCGUCCGGUGCGAGGACAAUGGCUACACGGCGGUGGUGGGAGACUUUGGCCUGGCGGAGAAGAUCCCCACUUACAGCGAAGGGGGCGAGAAGGAGCCCCUGGCGGUGGUGGGGUCUCCCUACUGGAUGGCCCCCGAGGUCCUGCGCGGGGAGCUCUACAACGAGAAGGUAAGGCAGAAUGGAGGUGGGGUGGGGGAUGCACCCUAUGGUAGUUUACCUCCAGGUGGCCCAGUCUCCUUGCAAGUGCUCCUUCCCAAUGAACUCCCUUCAGGUGUGGGUCCAAGAGAAAUGGACCUGGAUGGGAACGGGCCCUUCCUCUCCGCUCUGGCCUGGAAUGAAGAAGUCCUUCUACCUCUCUCUGUGUCUUUUCUACAGGAUUUUGGCCUGGACGUGCCCGCCUUCUGCAACCUGGUGGAGGCCAACUGCCCCAUGACCUUCCUCCAGCUGGCCUUCCACUGCUGCAGCAUGGACCCCACGUCGCGGCCGUCCUUCCUGGAGAUCACGCAGCGGCUGGAGGCCGUCCUGGAGCAGCAGCUGGCCCUCCGAGACGCCAGCAGCCCCGACCAGACGAGCAGCAACGGCAGCUGCCGGGCGAGGAACCUCCCUGGGAGCCCAGUGGCCCUGCUCAACGGUCAAGCGCCCCAGGGCCCAGCCUCUGCCCACCCGCCGCCCGGCCUGCUCUCCGUCCAGCAGCUCCUCCCCGUGGACCAGCAGCGCCUCUCCCGCAGCCAGUCGGACAUGUUCCCGGCCCCUUCGCCGGCCCCUGCCCCUCCGGACAGCACCCCGCAGCGGGUGAACCCCUUCUCGCAGCGCCAGGACCUGAAAGGGGGCCGCAUCAAGCUCUUCGACACCCCCAGCAAGUCCUUGAUCUCACUGACCUUCGACCUCCCGCCACCCUCCCCGCUCCAGCCUGGAACCCCCAUCACCCCAGACCCGGCAGUGGAGGCCCAGUGCGACUUCUCCCAGGCCGCCUCCUCCCCCUCCUCCUCCUUGUCCACCUUGAGCCCCCGCCGGUGCCGCUCCCUCCCGUCCUCCCCAGAGAUGUCCCAUCGCCGGGGGGCACCCCACGCGGACCCCCCUAACCACUGCGCCAACGGUCCCUUGGCACUGGACUGCAGCCGCCUGGAGGCUGACCCCGAGACCCCCGAGAUGAUGGACUGCCGCCCGGAUGCCAGCCCGGACCCCGAGCCCCCCGCUGCCCCGGCCCCUCCUCCGCUGCCGCCGGUGACCAACAGCAACUGCAUCAGCACGGCCGUUUCCCGGGCCCCGCGGCUGUGGCCCCCCAACGGGGUCCUCCUCAACAACAACAGCAAGGCCCCCGGCGGCUGGGGCGGGUCCCUCUCGGAGCUGAGCGUGGCCCCCCACAUGGACGAAGGGGGGGUGCCGGGGGAGCGGGCGGCGCUGGCCCUGGGGCCCCCCGAGGGGAGCGUGGCCACCGCUGACCCCGAGGAGGUGCUGUCCUGCCCGGCGUGCUGCCUGGGGCCCUUCGGCUUCAGCCUGGCCUCCGUCUGCCACCGGCCCAGCGCCAGCAGCACCCCCCGCUACCAGAACCUCAACUGCGAGGCCCGGAGCCUCCAGGGCCCGGAAAGAGUGGCCCCGGGCCCCCGCAAGGGACCCCAGAGGCCGGCGGCCCUGUCCUCGGAGCCCAGCCUCAAGCUGCCCGAAGCACAGUCCUAACUACGGCCGGCCUGGCCGGGCGCCCCUUCGCCGGCCUCACCUGACCUCCUCCCUCCUCCUCGUCCAGUAGCGGCCUCAGGAAUCCAACGGGGCAAGAAGGGGGCUGCCAUGGUGGCGUUGGUUUGACCGACCACCUGGUCAACGAAGCGUCUUGAGGACAAGAGGGCAAACUGCCCAUAGCACAACCUUGAGAUGGCUGGACAGACGCUCUGUCCAAACCCAGCUGUGGGUCCGCAGUGGAGCCCCUCCGCUGGCCUUGCGUGACCUCGAUGCCUUUUAGUCCUUGGGUAGCCUAAGGGUCCCAGGGGCUAUUCUGGCCAGACCCAGCUUGGCCAUCUUUCCCUUGCGGACG